Messenger RNA from Penicillium cinerascens, 1206 nucleotides. RefSeq names its product FAD-dependent oxidoreductase. Gene Ontology annotation, molecular function: FAD binding. Lineage: Eukaryota; Fungi; Ascomycota; Eurotiomycetes; Eurotiales; Aspergillaceae. The record is from RefSeq and is a predicted model, not a curated record. The transcript is spliced from 2 exons. Bases 1 to 1206 code for a protein of 401 amino acids.
AUGGAACCUGUACUAAUUGUUGGUGCCGGCAUUGUCGGCCUCACACUCGGCCAAGCGCUCAAGCAGAAGAACAUUCCCUUCGAGAUUUAUGAGCGCGAUGCAACUCCUGAUGCGCGCGGCCAGGGAUGGGCCAUCACCCUGCAUUGGGCACUUGAAUAUAUGAUGGAUAUGCUUCCCGAGGAAACGUUGGUUCGCAUCCAGGAUGUUCAGGUGGAUCCGGACAUCGCACGCAGUGACAGCGGCAACUUUCUCUUCAUCAACCUCGAAACCGGAGAGCCGAGGUUCAAGAUUCCGCCCAACCUUCGAUGGCGCGUGAAUCGCGAGAAGAUGCGACGAGCAUUGCUGCAUGGAAUUGAGGAUCAUGUGCACUGGGACAGGCGUGUGGUUGGGUUGAAUUUGCCAGAAGCCAACAAGGUCCAGCUUAUACUCGCGGAUGAGACCACCGUGACCGGGCGCAUCGUGGUUGGUGUGGAGGGAAGCCGAUCAAAGAUACGACAAGUGCUACGACCGGAUGCCUACAAUAACGUCCCUCUUUCUGUCGGGUUCACCGGCGUGGCAGUUGAUUUGACACCACAGCAAAUCAAGCCUCUGCGCGAGAUGGACCCGUUAUUGUUUCAAGGAUGUUAUCCACGCACCGGCGCUUUUUUCUGGUUUUCGAUGCUGGAGACGCCUCAAGGGAAUGGUACAGCUGGCACGGAUAAGGAGCGCUAUCGAGCUCAAAUAUGUAUGUCUUGGCCAAUCAAUGGGCCCGAAGAUGAAGUCGCCGCUACAGACGAAGGUCGCCUGGCGAACAUGAAGCGGCGCGCGCAAGGAUUUGUGCCAUUUCUGCAAGAGGCUGUGGAGAGGAUUCCAGCUGAGACACCUGUUACAGAGAUCAAACUGGGAGACUGGGAGUGUCUUCCCUGGAAUAACUACGAGGGGCGAGUGACCCUAGCUGGCGAUGCUGCACAUGCAAUGACGAUGUAUCGAGGAGAAGCAGCAAAUCACGGCUUGCUCGAUGCAUAUCAUUUAAUGGAGGCCAUUGAGAAAGUCUACGGCGGCGUUGCCUCGCCACAAGUCGCAAUCGAUGAAUUUGAGAAGGAAAUGAGGGUUCGCACAAGUCGCGCUGUACAAUUGAGUCGCCAGGCCUGUUACGAUGCACACGACUGGACAAGACUGGACGAAACAUCUGCUAUUUUGACAAAAAGAGCUAUUGCUGGGGAGUGA